Messenger RNA from Lachancea meyersii CBS 8951, 1974 nucleotides. The record is from the annotation of a GenBank genome assembly. Lineage: Eukaryota; Fungi; Ascomycota; Saccharomycetes; Saccharomycetales; Saccharomycetaceae.
AUGCUGGAAAACUCGAUAAAAGUCGAUGACUACUUCGGAAACGACGACAAUGGGCUUUGGUCGUGGUACUUGAGCAAUUUGAGACGUGGCAACUUCGAGGAACUGAAUAAUAAUGAGUUGAAAGUGGCACUGCUGAAAAGGUUUCUUUACGAACAACUUAUGUCUGCAGCGGUUCCUUUUAAUAAAAAACUGCUGCUAGUUUCCAUACCAGACGAUAUUCACGAAAACACAAACUUAUUGGAGAACUUUUUGAGAGACUACUUUCACUUAGACGAUUUGCAGUAUAUCCAAAUCCGCAAACUAACGCAAGAAAAAUGCUACAAUCACGAAAACCACUACCUUAUCAGUGAUAAUCUUAGCAAUUUCAACGAUAAAUCAUUUCUGGAACUGGGUGCUAAAAACAGAGCCACUCGAAACGAAAUUUUGCCGCGACCCCAAUCCUAUAAUAACCAGUAUAGCAUCAUAAGCGGUGAAACGGGAUUUGAUUCAGUGAAGUCGCCUUCAGAUGUUCCAAGCCCACAGAGGGAGUUACAGCCCUCCACUGUGAUUUUGGAAGAUUCUUGCUUUGACCAAGCGCCUUUUGAAUCCGUCAGAUCUACCACUGUUGAGAAAGCCGAAUCUGUGAAUUCAAGCGAAUGUGACGAUGCCACAGAUAGCAAUCAGUGCGAGAACUACCCUAGUGCCCGCAAUCUCGAGAACGACACGAGCAGUGAGCUUGUCUUACAGUUCAAACACCAUGGCAUUCAUAAUAGACCUCAAAGAAUAGCUCCAGAACUUCUUAAAAACUCUAGAGGCACUCAAACGGCAAACACAUCUUCCACAGGAAUGUCAUCAGUUCGUAGUGCAGACGUUUCUUCCUAUGACGGCGAUGUUUUGACUCAUACAAUAACAAGGGACGAAAUCUCCGCAUCUUCUCUGGCUGAUAACGAAUGCAUAUCAGAAUUGUCGAGUGUUGACCACUCGCUUAGAUCUUUGAGUUACGACUCUGAUUUCUCACAAGGAUCUAGCUCCAUGACUUCCAUCUUUCCUUCGCUGUCUAUCUCCGAAAAGUUCGGUCGAUUCAGGCUGGUCCUGCAAUCUAUUCUUAUACAGCAACCGGAUACUCGGCAGUUAUUCACAGCGGUUAGGCAGUCUAAUAAUGAUCCAAACGUGGCUCAUGUUAAUGACGACUGGCUCCUUUAUGACAACAAGUUUUCUAUGAACAACUUGCAAAUUCUUGCGUUGCACGAUGUAUUAGAACUGAACAAGUUCUUUCCCAAAGUUUUAUUCUACACAUUGGUAAUGAUCCAGGAUGAUGUAGCCAUCGAAGCUCAGGGAUAUCAUCCCAAUGUUUCGCGCUUGUCACCCCAACCAAAUGUCUCUGCCUCAGCAUUAUCUGAUCGUACUUUGAGGCUGGAAUCUACCAUAACGUCCACGAUAACAAAAAUGAACUCCUGCAUGAGUAGUCCAAGCUUUGGCACUUCUCUGUCACCCUUUUGUGGAAUGUCUAAAGAUCCUUAUAUCAACGAACAUGACGAUGAAGACGCGCUAGAGAAUGAUCAAAACCACAGAGCUCAAGACUCACAAAUUUUCCAGCUCUAUGCUGCCACACGUACAAAUUCCAAUAAAUCAACAGCUCAUCGAUCGAUCCGGACCAUUAAGAGCAUAGGUGACUGGGCAUUCCACCACGACUCCACUCCUAAGCAACAUGCCUCUCCCCCACCGUCAUUAUCAGGGAGCGGACAAUCGAACUGUAACGACACUCUUUUGAAAACUCAAUCGAAAUCUUCCAUCAAGAGCGGGCUCUCUAAGACGAUAAGCUCUGCCUCCAUGAGCACCGUUGAGAGAGCUAAAACAAUGCCACUGCCUUCAAUCCUCAAAACCUUCAGCAACUUCGACGAUGAAGCUAUCCAUCUAAGGCAAAAGGUAGCCAAGUUUAAGCGAAAACGGAUGGCAAAGCGCAAAACAACAGAUCCCAAAUGUUCAAUUAUGUAG